This is a messenger RNA of Carassius auratus (goldfish), 4185 nucleotides long. RefSeq names its product calcium homeostasis endoplasmic reticulum protein-like. Gene Ontology annotation, biological process: intracellular calcium ion homeostasis. The coding region runs from base 28 to 3537 and encodes 1169 amino acids. Gene Ontology annotation, cellular component: perinuclear region of cytoplasm. The record is from RefSeq and is a predicted model, not a curated record. The transcript has 24 exons. NCBI's taxonomy places the organism in Eukaryota, Metazoa, Chordata, Actinopteri, Cypriniformes, Cyprinidae. Gene Ontology annotation, molecular function: nucleic acid binding.
CGCUCAUGGAUUGAUAAACAAUUCAAGAUGGCACCGUGUAUAGUGUUGGCUGGCCUUCACUCGGUGUUGUCUAUUUUACAGUUCCUGCUAAUAUUUGUAUGUUUUAUUAACCCAAAGUACUCUCUUUGGAUUUACGAUUGCAAAACUUUGAUUCAAAUUCGUGCACUAAUGGCAGAUGUCACUCGGAGCAAAAAAAGGACUUUGUCCUCGCAGCAGCCUGGGACUGAUCGUCGGCGAAAGCGUGGCAGCAAAGGAGGGAAGUAUAUUAAAGCUAAAGCGGCGGAGGUGCUCGAGAGGAACCAGGCGGCUCGACGAAACAGGCCUCCGAGAGGAAUACAUCUCACCAAUCUGAGUUAUAUCGAAUCGGAUGUGUUCUCGAAUGGGACUUCAUCGCUCCCAUUGGACUCUGAUAAUGAGGUCGCUGAUGUUCCCGUGCCGAUGCUCCCGCCGCCGUCCACGCCGUCUGUGGAGGAGCUGAUCCAGCAGAGCCAGGGGAACCUGCAGCAGCAGGAGCAACACCUGCUCAGCCUCGGACAGGAGCAAGUGACGGCCGCCAUCUCUUUGGCGAUGGAGCAGCAGAUGCAGAAGCUGCAGGUGGAGACACAGCUGGACAUGAACGAGUUUGAUAACCUGCUGCAGCCCAUCAUAGACACCUGCACCAAAGAAGUCAUAGCGGCUGGAAAGGACUGGAUGCUCAGUAAUGCUAAAACCCAGCCGCACUGCGAGCUGAUGGCGUCGCAUCUCAGAGACCGCGUCAUUGCAGACGGGGCUCAAUUCGAGCUCCGCCUACAUCUCAUCUAUCUGACCAAUUGCGUCCUGCAUCACUGUCAGAGGAAUAAUCAGAAGGAUCUGUUGGCGGCUCUUCAGAAGGUCGUGGUUCCCAUUUACUGCACCAGCUUCCUGGAAGUAGAGGAAGAAAAGCGGCAGAAUAUCACCCGCCUGCUGGUGCUCUGGGAGAAGAACGGUUACUUUGACAACAUCACGAUUCAGCAGCUUCAGAGUCCGGCUCUGGGUCUGAGACAGUAUCAGGCGUCGCUCAUCACGGAGUAUGCUCCGGUGGUGCAGCCCAUCCAGAUGGCCUUCCAGCAGCAGAUCCAGGCUCUGAAGACGCAGCACGAGGAGUUCGUGAACAAUCUGAAGCAGCAGCAGACAGCAGCGGUGACUUCUCAGCUUGGAGAUCCAAAUCCUCCAUUGCCCGUUUGGUUCAAUCCGUUGCACAACAUGCUGGCGUGGAACCCGCAACAACCUCCGCCUUUCGACCCGUAUCAAGCCCCGCCCCCCUGGCCCCCCUGGAACAGCAAUGGGGGCAUGUGGAACUGGAGCAGCCCUUGGGACGGGGGCUCCACAGGCCCCUGGAGCGGUCAGUUCAACCAACCACCUUGGAGUAGCCAGCCGGAUCAAGCAUCACCAUGGGGCCACUGGCCCUUCCCUCCUCCUCAGCAGCCACCACCACCACACAACUUCGGACACUUCAUGCAGGACGAGUUUCCUCCACGGCAUCCCUUCGAACAGUCGUCGUAUCAGCCGCAUCGAUUCGACUACCAACAGGAAGACUUCCCUGGAGAGAUCAGUUCGCCGCCUCAUCACCACUCAAACCAGAGGACUCCUUCUCCUGGGAUAUCUGAUUCUCCUCUGUAUGGUGGACAUCAGCAUCCUGAUUCCGGGUCGCCUCCUCAUGGCUAUAAUGGUCAGGCGUCACGCAAGCGGUCACACAAGCGGUCACACAAGCGGUCACAAAAGCGGUCACACGAGCGGUCACAUGAGCGGUCACACAAACAUCGUCAGAGCCCUUCUCACGUAAAUCAGGAUGACCCCAGCCUGGUGCCCGAUGAGCCUUACUACGACCUUCCUGCAGGACUUAUGGUGCCACUUGUGAAGCUUGAAGAUUAUGAUUUUAAGCCUCUGGACCCCAAAGACCUCCGUCUGCUGCCCGUAAAGCCUCCCAGUGACCGUGUGCUGGCUGCGGUGGAGGCGUUUUACAUCCCACCAUCUCACGACAGACCAAGAAACAGUGAGGGUUGGGAACAGAAUGGUCUGUAUGAAUUCUUCCGGGCCAAAAUGCGAGCGAGGCGGAAAAAAAAGGAACGGGACAAACGCAACAGCACACGGAGUCCUUCGGGCAGCCGGUCAUGCAGCCGAGGGCGAUCUAUCUCAAGUUCUAGCUCCAGAUCUUCCAAAUACUCUCGGUCCAGAUCCCGAUCCAGAUCCCGCUCUCGCUCCUACUCCAGAUCUCACUCUCGUUCUCGCUCCUACUCCAGAUCUCGCUCUAAGCAUCCCAAAAAUAUAUCUGCUUUGACAUUGUUGUUGAACACAUUUUUUACUUUGUCCCGGAGGAGCAGGAGUCGCUCCAGAUCCGGGUCCCGAAGUCGAUCCCGCUCCAGACAUCGUGCCAGAUCACGAUCACCAGAUAAGCGUCGCCACGCUGCAAAAUCUCGCAGUCCAGCGCCACCCAGGAGUCACUCCAGAUCCGGGUCCCGAGGUCGCUCCCGCUACAGACAUCGUGCCAGAUCACGAUCUCCAGACAAGCAUCUUGACGUUGCAAAAUCACGCAGUCCAGCGCCACCCAGGAGUCACUCCAGAUCCGGGUCCCGAAGUCGCUCCCGUUACAGACAUCGCGCCAGAUCAAGAUCUCCAGACAAGGAUCUUGACGUUGUAAAAUCUAGCAGUCCAGUGCCACCAAGCAGGAGUCACUCUCGAUCCAGAUCCCGAAGUCGCUCCAGAUCACAAUCUCCAGACAAGCAUCUUGAUGUUGAAAAAUCACGCAGUCCAGCGCCACCCAGGAGUCACUCCAGAUCCGGGUCACGAAAUCGAUCCCAAUCCAGAUCUCGUUCAGAGUCACAAUCUCCAAACAAGCAUCUUGAAGCUGCAAAAUCACGCAGUCCAACACCACCAAACAGGGGUGACUCCAGAUCCGGGUCCCAAAGUCGCUCCUGCUCCAGAUCACAAUCUCCAGACAAGCAUCUUGACACUGCAAAAUCUUGCAGUCCAACACCACCAAGUAGGAGUCAUUCCAGAUCUGGGUCCCGAAGUCGCUCCAGAUCUGGCUCCAAGUCACAAUCUCCAGACAAGCAUCUUGACACUGCAAAAUCUUGCAGUCCAACGGCACUAAGCAGGAGUCAGUCCAGAUCCGGGUCCCAAAGUCGCACCAGAUCUCGCUCUAAGUCACGAUCUCCAGACAAGCAUGUUCACACUGUAAAAUCACGCAGUCCAACGCCACCCUCCACAUCUGGUUUGGGUUCAGGCCCUGCUACGUUACCAGCCGACCUCAGGUUGGGCGAAGAAAACAAGGGCUAUCAGAUGCUCAUGAAGAUGGGCUGGAGCGGAUCAGGAGGUCUUGGUGCUAAAGAACAGGGCAUUCAAGACCCCAUCAAAGGAGGAGACAUCCGGGACAAGUGGGACCAGUAUAAAGGAGUGGGAGUCUCUUUGGAUGACCCGUACAUGAACUUCAGGAAAAACAAAAGCAACGAUUUUGCCACAAAGAUGAAAGCACGAGAAAAAGUAAGCAGAGACCCACAGGAUCCCUCCAGCACAGAGUGAUCACCCAUCACACGUGAACUUCCUCUAUAGCGUGGGUCUUGGGUCGCCUGUGAGCACUAAUAAACUAGAAGGAAAAAAAAGUCCUGCUUAUAAACACUAAAGAUAUUGAAGAAAUCUAAAAACAUUUUGAUAUAUAAACAACAAUCAUUGAACGUCUAACCCUCACAGCCUCAUUUUCGUUCCCUGUCGAAUUCUUACCUCUUUAGUAUCCUCUAGUGUGGUGUAUUUAUAAUCAGCGUGUCCUAGUGACUCAAUCACUGACAUGUAAUGACGUCUGGUGGAGUCAAUGAAUACUCUAGUGAGAUCUAACUGCUGCCGCGACAUGUUGUUGAGUGCAGAAAUGGUAGGGCUAUGCGAUCAUAACAUUAACAUGGAAGAAAUAUUAAUGUGUUCAGGGUUAUUCAGACGUAAAGCGUGUAGUUCAUAUUGUGUACUCACUCUUGAUGGUUGUGGUUGCUUUUGGGGUGGGGUCCACGUACGUCAUGCCCAGUGAUGGACCAACGGCAGCCAUGCCUGAAUCAAUUGACAGCUUAAAUCGGUGCAUCUCACAAAAAUGUGUCCAGGUCUUCCCAGGUUUUUUGCAUUGCGGUAAUGGGAGUUUGUAGCAAAAUGUGCUUAAAUGUCAUGAAAAUAGUUAAAAAAACAAAC